AUGAUUGAAAACGAUACUUUAAAUGAGGACAUCUUACGGAUAUGUCCAUUAUGUCAUUCUGUUGUAAGACUAUUCUUUAUAAACUUGGAUGAGAAGAUGCUAAUGUGUGAAAACACGAAAUGUGAAUUUCCAUUUGGUUAUGAGGAAUUGCAAUUUGUAAAGGAGGAUAGUGAAAUUGAUUCUGAUAUGGGCGUGUUGAGUUUCACUAGGAAUGAUAGAGGAUCCACCUCCACAUCUAUCAUAUCCACUGCGGCUUGGGCGGAAAUUGAUAAAAUGAACAGUGUGUGUGAAUCGGAGGAGAGGCAGCUCUCAAGUUUCAGUGAUCUGCUAAAAUUAAAGAGCACAAAUAAGGAACUAGAGAGGCAGAUUAAUAAUGACUUGGAAAUACAACGGAAUGUGGAACACCUAAAAGGGCUCACAAGGGAAUUGAAUUUCAUAGAGCAGGAGACAAGCGAAAGUGAAGUCAUCAAAAAUGGGAAAUGGAUAAAGAACUUAUUGAACUUACAGGGCCAGUCAGGAAUGCAACUGCUGAAGCAGCAAGAAAUAGAUCAGCUGAGACGGGAAGAACCAAUAUUUGGUGGUGGAGAGCUAAAGAUCGACAUAGAUACCAAUAGAAAUGACAUCUCUUCUAUAAAUAUACAAAUUACAAACAAAGAUGAUGGUAGAGUUCCAUCACAGGAUGUUACU
Iphiclides podalirius (scarce swallowtail) is the source of this 687-nucleotide messenger RNA. NCBI's taxonomy places the organism in Eukaryota, Metazoa, Arthropoda, Insecta, Lepidoptera, Papilionidae. The record is from the annotation of a GenBank genome assembly.